AAAGGGAGAGGGCAACUGAAAGGAGUUCUCUUAGUUGAUUUGUUCUAAGAGACACUAUAGGUCUAAAGAACUGAGGAAAAAUAAGUGAAUAGUCCUUAAUAUAUUGUUUUAUUUUCUAUUUUGAUGUGCAGCAUGUCUAUGAAAAGGAUUGUGUUCUUCUUGGUUGGUUUGACACAAUUAUGUGGGUCCCAGGUAUCAGGUUCUCGUGGGAAGAAAUUUGUCACGGCUUUCAUGCAAAACGAUCAGAAAAACCUCCCAAAUGAUCCCAGUGCUAAGCAUGAGCUUGUUAUUACUGGUUUUUCUCCUAAAACCAUGGUGAGAGUAACAAUAGGCAAAUCCAUGUACAGAAGAACUUUCCCUCUCAAGGAAGGACAGACAGUGACUAUUAAGCUUCCAAAUACCAUAGAGUUAGUGGGGACCGAUAGCUUUGAUGGGACGGUGCUCAUAGAAGCUGACAAGGACAUCUCCAUCUUGUCUCGCAGCCGUGACAGGACUUCUGUUGGUACUACAGUCCUGUACCCAGUCCAACAAUUGGGCACACUGUAUUAUGUGGUGACUCCAAUGGGAAACAAGGCAAAUACCUUCAAGGAAUUUGUGGUUAUAGCCGAUGAAACUCCCACUAGAAUCAAUAUUUCCCUAACAGGGACUGUGACUUACAAAGGCAAGGUUUAUCCUUCUGGAAGCAAGCUUGUUGCUGAUCUUGAGGCCUUCCAAGCAAUCCACUUCCAAAGCUCAGAUGAUUUGACUGGCACCAAAGUUGAAUCCAGCGAACCUGUGGCUGUUUUGACUGGACACAGCUGUGCUCAGAACAACAAAGCAUGCGACCAUGUUGUUGAACAGAUCUUGCCCAUUUCCAGUUGGGGUUCCUUCUUCAUUGUCCCUCAGAUGUCCUUUCAAAAUAGACAUGGCACUCUUUAUGUAGUAGCUGCCCAAAAGACUUCCAUCAAAUACCAGCAUGGAAAUAUAGAGAAGUCCCUGGACAUGGAGGCUGGGCAAGUUCUGAAGUUUGACCAGCAGUCUUCUGAACCAAUGCACAUUUUGGCCAACAAUGGAAUCCAGGUCCUUUUCUCCCCUACUGGUUCUGAAGAUCAAGACUAUGGGUCUUCUCUCAUAAACAUUCCAGCAGUUACAGGCUACUGCAUUUCCUAUAGCACAGGUGAAAUGAGUCAGUAUGAUAGAGUUGCUGUCAUCAUAGCCAAAACCUCAGAAUCCAGUGGGAUCACAGUCGAGAGGAAAGCCAUUGAAACCCUCCAGUGGAGGCCAAUCCCAGGAACAGACUAUUCUUGGGCUCAACACAGUUUCAACAAAACAGCAGGUGUGCUCUCCUUAGAACAUCCCAGCUCUCCUUUUGCCACCUUCAUCCUUGGAGUCUCACAAAAUGAAGGUUCUGGUUCAAUGGCUGUUUGCACCACUGGUGCACCAGUUGCGUCAUGCAGCUUGAUCCAGUGCAAGAAGGAGGAGACGUGUGAGAUUCAAGAGGAACGUCCAGUGUGUGUGGCAGGGUCUGAAUCUACUUGCUGGGCACAAGGAAAUCGCCACUAUCAUACUUUCGAUUCGAGGAACUAUGACUUCAGAGGCAGCUGUACCUACACUAUUGCCAAGACUUGCAGCCUGGAUGCGGCCGUGCCUUUCUUCAGCAUUAAGGCUAAGAAUGAAAACAAGGGGGAUGUCCGUUCGUCUAAUGUUGGUUCAGUGACUAUAACUGUCUAUAACAUCACCAUCUCUAUCAUCAGAAAUGAGAAUGGAUUUGUCAGGGUGGAGAACCAACUGUCCCACCUGCCCAUUUCCUUGAAUGAAGGGAAGCUCCGUCUCUACCAGAAUGGAGGCUCUGUCUUUAUUGAGACUGAAUUCUCCCUGAAGGUCUCCUAUGACUGGGAUGAUUUUCUUUUGAUCAAGAUCCCAAGGGGAUUUUCAGAGAGUGUGCGUGGCCUUUGUGGGAACUACAACAAUGACCCCGCAGAUGAUUUCACUACCCCCAGCGGAGCCUUGGCCUCCAAUCCCGUGGAGUUUGGGAGCAGCUGGAAGGUGGAGGACGAGGACAAAUUUUGCUGGGAUGACUGUCCAGGGGGUUGCAAAAGCUGCUCCUCUGCCCUGGCCAGAAAAUAUAAAACUGAGCCCUUCUGUGGCUGGAUCAGCAAAGGAGAGAACGGCCCAUUCAGCCAAUGCCAUUCUGUGAUCAGCCCUGAAACCUUUCUGGAAAACUGUGUCUACGAUGUAUGUUUGAGUGAUGGGUUGAAGGAAGUGCUGUGUAAAUCCCUGAAGAAUUAUGCAGAAACCUGCCAGAAAGAAGGAAUUGCUGUUUCUGACUGGAGAACACCCACUGGUUGUGCCUCCUUAGUCUGCCCUGCAAACAGCCAAUACAAGGCCUGUGGACCUGCAUGUCCCAUUACCUGCAACAAUGAAGCUCUUCCCAGCAGCUGUGCCUCCUUGCCUUGCAUUGAGACCUGCCAGUGCAACGAAGGCUUUGUGUGGGAUGCUGGGAAAUGCAUUCCCAAGGGUGACUGUGGCUGCCUCUUUGAGGGAAAGCUCUUCUCUCCAGGAGAGCAAUUCUGGGGAGAUGGCAGCUGCACAAGACGCUGCUCCUGUGACCCAGAGACCAAGCGUGUGAUCUGCCGGAAGACGGGCUGCAGGAGCGGAGAGCAGUGCAGGGUGGAGGGUGGCAUCCAGAAGUGCUCUCCCACCAGUUAUGCCACCUGCUCUGCUUCCAGGGGCACUCAUUAUAGUAGCUUUGAUGGUCAGAAGUUUGACUUCCAAGGCACUUGUGUGUAUCAGUUGACAGGGCUCUGUGAGAAGAGAGAAGAUUUGGUGGACUUCCAGGUCCGUGUCCAAAAUGACCAUCCAGUCAGCUCCUCUGCAGUCUUCCCCAAAGUGGUGGAGAUCAGGGUGGAAGGAACAGUGAUUGUGAUUAGUAGAGAACACCCCGGAAAAGUCAUGGUGAAUGGCUUGUUGACGCGUCUGCCUUACAGCAUCAGAAGCAAUGAGAUCCUCCUCUUCCGGAAAGGGAAGGAGGCAGUGGUCCAGACUGACUUCCACCUGACUGUCACCUUUGACUGGCAAAACCGGGUCACCGUGACAGUGCCCAGCAUUUAUGCCAAUGCCCUUUGUGGUCUCUGUGGGAACUUUAAUGGCAACAAACUGGAUGAGAUGACCAUGAAAGAUGGGAAAGUGGCUGCGAGUCCAUCCUCCUUUGGCCAGAGCUGGAAAGUGAAGGAUAUUCCAGGCUGCACUGAGAUGGACAAAGAAGAAUGUCCUGGGCUGUCAACCAUUGAGAGCCACCAACGACACCUUGGGACAGAAUGUGGGCUCAUCCUAGCCAAGAGCGGCCCCUUUCAAUGGUGUCACAGCACAAUUGAGCCUGAGGAAUACUUCCAGGAUUGUGUGUAUGAUUAUUGCUUCUCUGAAGGCCAAGAAGCUGUGAUUUGCCAAGCCAUCACCAACUACGCAGAAGCCUGUCAAGCAGCUGGGGCAAGCCUUGAGGCAUGGAGAACCAAAGCCUUCUGCAGUCUGCCUUGUGCUGCAAAUAGCCACUAUGAACUCUGUGCUCAGGACUGUGCCCAGACUACCUGUGGCAGCAUCUCUGUCCCUGUCCCUUGUUCAUCCAAAUGCCAAGAAGGCUGUGUGUGUGAUGAAGGCUUUGUGCAGAGUGGCGACCAGUGUGUCCCCAUGUCCCAAUGUGGCUGCCUCUAUGAGGAUCGCUAUUACUUGGCAGAAGACACGUUCUACCCAACAUGCCAGAAGCGUUGUGUAUGUCAACCUGGAGGGACUGUGAGGUGUGAUGCUGUUUCUUGUGGUCCUGAUGAAGAAUGCAGACUCCUUGAUGGUGUUCAGAAAUGUCACUCCAUUGGCAACGCUACCUGCUCAGUCUUUGGCAACCCUCACUAUGUUUCCUUUGAUGGACUAUACUUUCAUUUCCAAGGCACAUGUACAUACACCUUGGCUAAAAGUAAUACAGAAAAUGGGAAACUGCUUCAGUUCACUGUGAAUGUGGAGAAUGAGGUUUAUGGUGAUGGGAAGAGCUCAGAUACCAAGGCAAUCUCUCUUGUGGUUUAUGGUCUUACGAUGACAUUAGUGCAGAACAAACCAGGACAAGUGAAGGUGAAUGGUGUGUUCCAACCCCUUCCUGUGACCCUUUCUGUUUCCGGAGGACAGCUUAGAGCCUACCAGCAUGGCCUGAAAGUAUUGAUACAAACUGACUUUGACCUCAUUGUGGGUUAUGACUUGGUUUACCACAUGAUGGUCACUGUCCCAGGCAUAUACCGAGGUGAAAUGCAAGGCCUGUGUGGGAACUACAAUGGCGUGAAGGAUGAUGAGUUUCUACUCCCUGACGGCAGGGCAACCUCCGAUGUAGAUACAUUUGGGACGUCCUGGAAGGUUCUGAUUCCUGGGAGAGAAACAUCCUGUUCGGAUGGAUGUUCUGGGAGUAGCUGCCCGGUCUGCGAGGAGAGGAAGAAGGACACGUUCAAGCAGCGCAACUACUGUGGGAUCCUCAAUGCAUCCGAUGGGCCCUUCAGAGCUUGCCACAGCCAGGUGGACCCCAGUGUGUACUUCAACACCUGUGUUUAUGAUGUGUGUCUCGCCGAUGGCGACAACCCUGCCUUGUGCAAGAGCAUCCAGAGCUAUGUGUCUGCCUGCCAAGGGUCCGGAGCUUCCAUCCAGCCUUGGAGAACUCCAUCCUUUUGUCCUCUCAGCUGUCCAGCCAACAGUCACUAUGAGGUGUGUGCCAAUCUCUGCUCUGCCAGCUGUACCAAUAUUACUGAUGCCAGAGCUUGUCCAGAGACCUGUGCAGAGGGCUGCCAGUGUAACAAUGGCUACUUUUUUGAUGGCCUUGGCUGUGUUCCUGUGGAAAGUUGUGGUUGCUACAAAAAUGGACGCUACUACAAGCCCAAUGAGCAGGUUCUUCUGAACAGAUGCCAGGAGCGCUGCCGCUGUCUCCCGGGCCAGGAAGUGACCUGUGAGGCUCACAGCUGUGCCUCUGAUGAAACCUGUGAGAUCCAGAAUGGAGUCAUGGCUUGCAUUGAGAAGGGUGACCCAGUUUCUUCAUGCAGCUUGAUCAAAUGUGGGAAGGAGGAAACAUGUGAGAUUAUAGAGAGCCGUCCAGUAUGUGUGCCGAAAUCUGAAUCUACCUGCUGGGCACAAGGAUAUCACCAUUAUCACACGUUUGAUGGGAGGACCUUUGACUUCAUGGGCACUUGUACCUAUACUGUUGCCAAGACCUGCAGCUUGGAUGCAACUCUUCCUCCUUUCAAGAUUGAGGCCAAGAAUGAAAAUAGAGGCAAUCCUCGUGUUUCUUAUGUUGGUUAUGUGACCAUCACAGUCUACGACAUCAGCAUCUCUGUCUCCAGAAAUGAGAUUGGAUUUGUGAGGGUGGAGAACCAACUGUCCCAUCUGCCCAUUUCCUUGAAUGAAGGGAAGCUCCGUCUCUACCAGAAUGGAGGCUCCGUCUUUAUUGAGACAGAUUUCUCCCUGAAGGUCUCCUAUGACUGGGAUGACUUUUUGCUGAUCAAGAUCCCCAGGUGGUUUUCGGAGAGUGUGUGCGGCCUUUGUGGGAACUACAACAAUGACCCCGCAGAUGAUUUCACCACCCCCAGCGGAGCCUUGGCCUCCAGUCCCGUGGAGUUUGGGAGCAGCUGGAAGGUGGAGGACGAGGACAGAUUCUGCUGGGAUGACUGUCCAGGCGGUUGCAAAAGCUGCUCCUCUGCCCUGGCCAGAAAAUAUAAAACUGAGCCCUUCUGUGGCUGGAUCAGCAAAGGAGAGAAUGGCCCAUUCAGCCAAUGCCAUUCUGUGAUCAGCCCUGAAAUCUUUCUGGAAAACUGUGUCAAUGAUGUAUGUUUGAGUAAUGGACUGAAAGAAGUACUGUGUAAAUCCCUGAAGAACUAUGCAGAAACCUGCCAGAAAGAAGGAAUUGCUGUUUCUGACUGGAGAACACCCACUGGUUGUGCCUCCUUAGUCUGCCCUGCAAACAGCCAAUACAAGGCCUGUGGACCUGCCUGUCCCAUUACCUGCAACAAUGAAGCUCUUCCCAGCAGCUGUGCCUCCUUGCCUUGCAUUGAGACCUGCCAGUGCAACGAAGGCUUUGUGUGGGAUGCUGGGAAAUGCAUUCCCAAGGGUGACUGUGGCUGCCUCUUUGAGGGAAAGCUCUUCUCUCCAGGAGAGCAAUUCUGGGGAGAUGGCAGCUGCACAAGACGCUGCUCCUGUGACCCAGAGACCAAGCGUGUGAUCUGCCGGAAGACAGGCUGCAGGAGCGGAGAGCAGUGCAGGGUGGAGGGUGGCAUCCAGAAGUGCUCUCCCACCAGUUAUGCCACCUGCUCUGCUUCCAGGGGCACUCAUUAUAGUAGCUUUGAUGGUCAGAAGUUUGACUUCCAGGGCACUUGUGUGUAUCAGUUGACAGGGCUCUGUGAGAAGAGAGAAGAUUUGGUGGACUUCCAGGUCCGUGUCCAAAAUGACCAUCCAGUCAGCUCCUCUGCAGUCUUCCCCAAAGUGGUGGAGAUCAGGGUGGAAGGAACAGUGAUUGUGAUUAGUAGAGAACACCCCGGAAAAGUCAUGGUGAAUGGCUUGUUGACACGUCUGCCUUACAGCAUCAGAAGCAAUGAGAUCCUCCUCUACCGGAAAGGGAAGGAGGCAGUGGUCCAGACCGACUUCCACCUGACUGUCACCUUCGACUGGCAAAACCGGGUCACCGUGACAGUGCCCAGCAUUUAUGCCAAUGCCCUUUGUGGUCUCUGUGGGAACUUUAAUGGCAACAAACUGGAUGAGAUGACCAUGAAAGAUGGGAAAGUGGCUGCGAGUCCAUCCUCCUUUGGCCAGAGCUGGAAAAUGCAGGAGAUUCCAGGCUGCGCUGAGAUGGACAAAGAAGAAUGUCCUGGGCUGUCAGCCAUUGAGAGCCACCAACGACACCUUGGGACGCAAUGUGGGCUCAUCCUAGCCGAGAGGGGCCCCUUUCAAUGGUGUCACAGCACAAUUGAGCCUGAGGAAUACUUCCAGGAUUGUGUGUAUGAUUAUUGCUUCUCUGAAGGCCAAGAAGCUGUGAUUUGCCAAGCCAUCACCAACUACGCAGAAGCCUGUCAGGCAGCUGGGGCAAGCCUUGAGGCAUGGAGAACCAAAGCCUUCUGCAGUCUGCCUUGUGCUGCAAAUAGCCACUAUGAACUCUGUGCUCAGGAUUGCACUCAGACUACCUGUGGCAGCGUCUCUGUCCCUGUCCCUUGUUCAUCCAAAUGCCAAGAAGGCUGUGUGUGUGAUGAAGGCUUUGUGCAGAGUGGCGACCAGUGUGUCCCCAUGUCCCAAUGUGGCUGCCUCUAUGAGGAUCGCUAUUACUUGGCAGAAGACACGUUCUACCCAACAUGCCAGAAGCGUUGUGUAUGCCAGCCUGGAGGGACUGUGAAGUGUGAUGCUGUUUCCUGUGGUCCUGAUGAAGAAUGUAGACUCCUUGAUGGUGUUCAGAAAUGUCACUCCAUUGGCAACGCUACCUGCUCAGUUUUUGGCAACCCUCACUAUGUUUCCUUUGAUGGACUAUACUUUCAUUUCCAAGGCACAUGUACAUACACCUUGGCUAAAAGUAAUACAGAAAAUGGGAAACUGCCUCAGUUCACUGUGAAUGUGGAGAAUGAGGUUUAUGGUGAUGGGAAGAGCUCAGAUACCAAGGCAAUCUCUCUUGUAGUUUAUGGCCUUACGGUGACAUUAGUGCACAACAAACCAGGACAAGUGAAGGUGAAUGGUGUGUUCCAACCCCUUCCUGUGACCCUUUCUGUUUUCGGAGGACAGCUUAGAGCCUACCAGCAUGGCCUGAAAGUAUUGAUACAAACUGACUUUGACCUCAUUGUGGGUUAUGACUUGGUUUACCACAUGAUGGUCACUGUCCCAGGCAUAUACCGAGGUGAAACGAAAGGCCUGUGUGGGAACUACAAUGGAGUGAAGGAUGAUGAGUUUCUACUCCCUGACGGCAGGGCAACCUCCGAUGUAGAUACAUUUGGGACGUCCUGGAAGGUUCUGAUUCCUGGGAGAGAGACAUCCUGUUCGGAUGGAUGUUCUGGGAGUAGCUGCCUGGUCUGCGAAGAGAGGAAGAAGGACACGUUCAAGCAGCGCAACUACUGUGGGAUCCUCAAUGCAUCUGAUGGGCCCUUCAGAGCUUGCCACAGCCAGGUGGACCCCAGUGUGUAUUUCAACACCUGUGUUUAUGAUGUGUGUCUCGCCGAUGGGGACAGCUCUGCCUUGUGCAAGAGCAUCCAGAGCUAUGUGUCUGCCUGCCAAGGGUCCGGAGCUUCCAUCCAGCCUUGGAGAACUCCAUCCUUUUGUCCUCUCAGCUGUCCAGCCAACAGUCACUAUGUGGUGUGUGCCAAUCUCUGCUCCGCCAGCUGUACCAAUAUUACUGAUGCCAGAGCAUGUCCAGAGACCUGUGCCGAGGGCUGCCAGUGUAACAAUGGAUAUUUUUUUGAUGGCCUUGGCUGUGUUCCUGUGGAAAGUUGUGGUUGUUACAAGAAUGGACGCUACUACAAGCCCAAUGAGCAGGUUCUUCUGAACAGAUGCCAGGAGCGCUGCCGCUGUCUCCCGGGCCAGGAAGUGACCUGUGAGGCUCACAGCUGUGCCACUGAUGAAACCUGUGAGAUCCAGAAUGGAGUCAUGGCUUGCAUUGAGAAGGGUGACCCAGUUUCUUCAUGCAGCUUGAUCAAAUGUGGGAAGGAGGAAAAAUGUGAGAUUAUAGAGAGCCGUCCAGUAUGUGUGCCGAAAUCUGAAUCUACCUGCUGGGCACAAGGAUAUCACCAUUAUCACACGUUUGAUGGAAAGACCUUUGACUUCAUGGGCACUUGUACCUAUACUGUUGCCAAGACCUGCAGCUUGGAUGCAACUCUUCCUCCUUUCAAGAUUGAGGCCAAGAAUGAAAAUAGAGGCAAUCCUCGUGUUUCUUAUGUUGGUUAUGUGACCAUCACAGUCUACGACAUCAGCAUCUCUGUCUCCAGAAAUGAGAUUGGAUUUGUGAGGGUGGAGAACCAACCGUCCCAUCUGCCCAUUUCCUUGAAUGAAGGAAAGCUCCGUCUCUACCAGAAUGAAGGCUCUGUCUUUAUUGAGACUGAAUUCUCCCUGAAGGUCUCCUAUGACUGGGAUGACAUCUUGCUGAUCAAGAUCCCCAGGAGGUUUUCGGAGAGUGUGUGUGGCCUUUGUGGGAACUACAACAAUGACCCCACAGAUGAUUUCACCACCCCCAGCGGAGCCUUGGCCUCCAGUCCCGUGGAGUUUGGGAGCAGCUGGAAGGUGGAGGACGAGGAGAGAUUCUGCUGGGAUGACUGUCCAGGGGGUUGCAAAAGCUGCUCCUCUGCCCUGGCCAGAAAAUAUAAAACUGAGCCUUUCUGUGGCUGGAUCAGCAAAGGAGAGAACGGCCCAUUCAGCCAAUGCCAUUCUGUGAUCAGCCCUGAAAUCUUUCUGGAAAACUGUGUCUAUGAUGUAUGUUUGAGUGACGGGUUAAAGGAAGUGCUGUGUAAAUCCCUGAAGAAUUAUGCAGAAACCUGCCAGGAAGAAGGAAUUGUUGUUUCUGACUGGAGAACACCCACUGGUUGUGCCUCCUUAGUCUGCCCUGCAAACAGCCAAUACAAGGCCUGUGGACCUGCCUGUCCCAUUACCUGCAACAAUGAAGCUCUUCCCAGCAGCUGUGCCUCCUUGCCUUGCAUUGAGACCUGCCAGUGCAACGAAGGCUUUGUGUGGGAUGCUGGGAAAUGCAUUCCCAAGGGUGACUGUGGCUGCCUCUUUGAGGGAAAGCUCUUCUCUCCAGGAGAGCAAUUCUGGGGAGAUGGCAGCUGCACAAGACGCUGCUCCUGUGACCCAGAGACCAAGCGUGUGAUCUGCCGGAAGACGGGCUGCAGGAGCGGAGAGCAGUGCAGGGUGGAGGGUGGCAUCCAGAAGUGCUAUCCCACCAGUUAUGCCACCUGCUCUGCUUCCAGGGGCACUCAUUAUAGUAGCUUUGAUGGUCAGAAGUUUGACUUCCAAGGCACUUGUGUGUAUCAGUUGACAGGGCUCUGUGAGAAGAGAGAAGAUUUGGUGGACUUCCAGGUCCGUGUCCAAAAUGACCAUCCAAUCAGCUCCUCUGCAGUCUUCCCCAAAGUGGUGGAGAUCAGGGUGGAAGGAACAGUGAUUGUGAUUAGUAGAGAACACCCUGGAAAAGUCAUGGUGAAUGGCUUUUUAACCAACCUGCCUUACCAAACUCGGAACAAGAAGAUCCUCCUCUAUAGAAGAGGACAAGAGACAGUGGUCCAGACUGACUUCCACCUGACUGUCACCUUCGACAGGCAAAACUGGGUCACCGUAACUCUGCCUAGUACUUAUACUGGUGCCCUUUGUGGUCUCUGUGGGAACUUCAAUGACAACAAACUGGAUGAGAUGACCAUGCCGGAUGGGAAAGUGUCUCUGAGUCCAUCUAUCUUUGGUCAGAGUUGGAUAGUUCAGGGGACACCAGGCUGCACAGAGGUGGUGAAAGAAGAAUGCCCUGGUCUGUCAUCCCUUAGGAGCCGUCAGCGGCGUCUUGGAAAGGACUGUGGACUCAUCCUAUCCAAGAGAGGCCCCUUCCAAGCGUGUCAUGCCAGAAUUAAUCCAGACGGAUACUUUGAAGAUUGUGUGUAUGAUUCCUGCAUCUUCAAAGGCCAGCAAGCUGUUAUCUGCCAGGCCAUCAGGAACUAUGCAGCAGCCUGUCAGACAGCUGGAGCAACCCUUGGAGCUUGGAGAUCUGAUACCUUCUGCAGUCUGCCUUGUGCUGCAAAUAGCCACUAUGAACUCUGUGCUCAGGAUUGCACUCAGACUACCUGUGGCAGCAUCUAUGUCCCUGUCCCUUGUUCAUCCAAAUGCCAAGAAGGCUGUGUGUGUGAUGAGGGCUUUGUGCAGAGUGGCGACCAGUGUGUCCCCAUGUCCCAAUGUGGCUGCCUCUAUGAGGAUCGCUAUUACUUGGCAGAAGACACGUUCUACCCGACAUGCCAGAAGCGUUGCAUAUGCCAGCCUGGAGGGACUGUGAAGUGUGAACCUGUCUCUUGUGGUCCUGAUGAAGAAUGCAGACUCCUUGAUGGUGUUCAGAAAUGUCACUCAAUUGGCAGCGCUACCUGCUCAGUUUUUGGCAAGCCUCACUAUGUUUCCUUUGAUGGGCUGUACUUUAAUUUCCAAGGCACAUGUAUGUACACCUUGGCUACAAGUAGCACAGAAAAUGAGAGACUGAUUCCAUUCACAGUCAGUGUGGACAAUGAUGUCUAUGGUGAUGGGAAGAGCUCAGAUACCAAGGCAAUCUCUCUCAUGGUGUAUGGUCUUACAGUGACAUUAAUACAGAACAAACCAGGACAAGUGAAGGUGGAUGAAGUCCUCCAACCACUUCCUGUGACCCUUUCUGAAGGAAGGCUAAAUGUCUAUCAGCAUGGUAUUAAAGUAUUGAUAGAAACUGACUUUGGCCUCAUGGUGGGAUACGACUUAGUCUACCACAUGGCAGUCACCAUCCCAGGCACCUACCGAGGCCAGGUGCAAGGCCUUUGCGGGAACUACAACGGGCUCAAGGAUGACGAAUUCCUCCUCCCCAGUGGAAUUGUGAUCUCUAAUGCAACUGCAUUUGGGUCUGCUUGGAAGGUUCUUAUUCCCAAGGCAGAAAGCUCCUGCUCACAUGGAUGUUCUGGGAGUAGCUGCCCAGUCUGUGAUGAAAGGAAGAAAGAUGUUUUCAAGCAGCGCAAUUACUGUGGGAUCUUCACUGCACUUGAUGGCCCCUUCAAAGCUUGCCACAGCAAGGUGGACCCCAGCGUGUAUUUCAAUAAUUGCAUCUAUGAUUUGUGCCUGAGCAAUGGGGACAGUCAAGUUUUGUGCCAAAACAUCCAAAGUUAUAUGUCUGCCUGCCAAGAAGCCAAGGUCUCUGUUGUGCCUUGGAGAAGUCCAUCCUUUUGUCCUCUUAGCUGUCCAGCCAACAGUCACUAUGAGGUUUGUGCUGACCUCUGCUCUACCAGUUGUGCAAGGAUUACUGACCCAAGAAGGUGUCCAGAGAGCUGUGCAGAAGGCUGCCAGUGCAAUGAUGGCUAUUUCUUUGAUGGCGUUACCUGUGUUCCUGAGGAAAGCUGUGGGUGCUUCAGCAAUGGACGAUACUAUAAGCCUAAUGAACAAGUUCUACUAAAUGGGUGCCGAGAGCACUGCCAUUGUACCCCUGGUUGCGGGGUGACCUGCAAGACACACAGUUGUGCCAGUGACGAAACCUGUGAGAUCCGAGAUGGCACCAUGGCUUGCUUUGGCUCUUGUGCAUCGAGUUCUAAGGGAAAGGAAUUUGUCACAGCAUUUCUUCACAACUGGCAACCUGUACAAAACACCAGACUUGUGUUGCUUAUAACUGGACAUCAUCCUGCAACCUCAAUCACAGUAACAGUAAAAAUCCCUGCUUUUCACAGAACUAUUGAAGUGAAUGAAGGACAGGUGGUGUCAGUGGAACUCCCAACCUCUGUAGAGAUGAUGGGAACAGACAUCUUUGAUGCAACCGUGCUGAUACGUUCUAACAAAGACAUCUCUGUUUUCUCCCUGAGUUACAAGCCCUAUUCUCCUGGCACAACUGUAGUGUAUCCAGUCCAACAGCUUGGCACACUGCAUUAUAUCAUAACUCCGCCAGGGAAUGUAUCAGAAACAUUCAAGGAAUUUGCUGUUGUAGCCCAUCAAAACCCAACUAGAGUUGAGAUUCGUCUCACAGGAACUGUGACAUUCAAAGGAAAGGUAUAUGGUGCAGGAACCAGACUUUCUGUUGACCUGGAAGCCUUGCAAACACUCCAGAUCCAAAGUUCAGAUGAUUUAUCCGGCACCAGAGUAGAAUCCACAGAACCUGUGGCUAUCUUGAGUGGACAUAGCUGUGCGGAGCAACACACAGUGUGUGAUCAUGUUGUUGAACAGCUCUUGCCCGUUUCUAGUUGGAGAACCACCUUCAUUGUCCCUCCGUUGUCCUUGCAGAGGACAUUUGACGUUGUGUAUGUGAUUGCCUCUCAAGCCACUUUGAUCAAAUACAAUUCUGGGCCCAAAACAGAUACCCGGAACGUGGCAGCAGGGGAAGUUGUCCCAUUUCAGGUGCAGAGCCCUGAGCCAUUAUAUCUUUCUGCUGAUGCUGGAAUCCAGGUUGUCUUUUUUUUCACAGGAGUCACAAAUGAAGGUCUGGCGAUUGACCCAUUCCUUAUCAAUUUCCCAGCCUUAACAAGCUACUGUAACUCAUACUACAUUAAUGGAAUGAGUCAGUUUGUUAGUUACGCUGUCAUCGUAGCCAAAGCCUCAGAAACCAGUGGAAUCAAAUUAGGAAAGGAGCCCUUAGGAAACAUCCAGUGGAGACCAGUCCCAGGCACAGAAUAUUCUUGGGCCGAAUACAGUCUGAAAAAGGAUGAUCAUGCUGUCAAAAUGGAGCAUCCCAGCUCUCCUUUUGGGCUCUUCAUCCUUGGAGGCUCACAAGUUGAAGGUUAUGGCUCUGUGGCUCUCUGCUCUUGUAAUGCAAUUCCUGUCCCAGUCCCCUUAUCCUGCCCUGAGAACAGCCACUACGAGGCCUGUGGAAAUGCCUGCCCAGCAACCUGUUCUGACCGCACUACUCCUUUGACGUGCGAUGAUACCUGUGCUCCCACCUGCCAAUGUAACAAGGGCUACGUUCUUAGUGCUGGUGAAUGUGUCCCAGUGGAGACCUGCAACUGCACUUAUCAAGGUGCAACUUACAAGGCAAAGGAGGAGUUCUGGGUUGGCGAAGACUGUCAUACUCUCUGCAAGUGUGACCCCACAUUAGGCAAGGUUGUGUGUAAAGAAGAUUCCUGCAAAGGCAACAAAAAGUGUGUGGUGGUCAAUGGGGUCCGGGGCUGUCAUGCCCUCAAGCACUACACCUGUAUCGGAACUGGAGAUCCUCACUACACCACAUUCGAUGGGAAGAAAUAUGAUUUCAUGGGAACAUGUAUUUACCAGAUGGUGGGGCUCUGCUCAAAAGACCCUACUCUCACCCCAUUUUUGGUCAGUGUGGAAAAUAACAACCGUGGUAAUAAGGCUGUGUCUUACACCAAAGUGGUGACUCUGGAGGUAUACAACAUGACCAUCAGUCUGAGCCAAGAGUAUCCAAACAAGAUUCAGGUCAAUGGAGUCUUUGUGGACCUCCCAUUCUCCUAUAAGAACAAACUGAAGGUUUAUGCCAGUGGAGUCCAUGGCUUCAUCAGAACCGACUUUGAUCUGAGAGUCAGCUUUGAUUGGUAUAGUUAUGCCCGAGUCAUCCUUCCCAGCACUUACAUCAAUGCUGUUUGUGGACUCUGUGGCAAUGCCAAUCAGGAUCCCAGUGAUGACUUUGCCAUGAGGAAUGGGGCACAAACAAAGGAAGAAAUCCAAUUUGCAGAUAGCUGGAAGCUAAAGGAUAUCCCAGGAUGCUCAGCAGGCCAUGCCAGUGUUCACCCAGCAUGCAGUACAGCAGAGAAAGAGACCUACAAGGGUGACCGUUAUUGUGGAAUACUCAUCAAAGGGAGUGGCCCUUUCAGACAGUGUCAUAAAGCCAUUGAUCCAACAACUUAUUUUGAUGAUUGUGUCUUUGAUACCUGUGCAUACAGAGGCCACUAUGAAACACUCUGCAAAGCCAUCACUUCCUAUGUGACUGCAUGCCAAGAUCAGGGAAUCUUGAUUGGGGAGUGGAGAUCACAUUCCUUCUGUAGCUUUUCCUGCCCUCUUCAUUCCCACUAUGAACUCUGUGGAAGUGGCUGCCCAACCACAUGCCAGAGUCUCUCCAAUCCAAAACCAUGUGAUAUUCCAUGUACUGAAGGAUGCUUUUGUGACCCAGGAUUCCUCUUCAGUGGGAGCCAAUGUGUUUCUCAAGCUAAGUGUGGAUGUUUGCAUGAAGGCCAGUAUUACAAGCAAGGAGAGACAUUCUUCCCCAGCAGAAGUUCCUGUGAAAAUAAGUGUCAUUGUAAUGACAAUGGAGCAAUCCUGUGUGAAAACUUCUCCUGUGGAGCAGGAGAAGAGUGUAGGAUAGAAAAUGGCAUCCAAGGCUGCUAUCCAAUUGCGUAUGGUACAAUGGCAGUGUUUGAAGAUCCUCAUUUUAUUUCUUUUGAUGGGAGAAGUUUUGACUUCCAUGGCUCCUGCACAUACAUCUUAGCUCAAGUUUGCAACAAGACUCCACGACUAAUGGAUUUCUCUGUGUUGGUGGAGAAUCAGAAACUUGAUAACAGACCUUUAAUUCUGAUAAAAACGGUUGUAAUCUCAGUUCAUGGAUAUAAGGUGGUCCUUCAGAGGGGUAUACAGUGGGAAACAGUGUUGAAUGGAAAAUCCUACACCCUGCCAGUGAACAAAGGGAAUGGAAAACUCUGGAUCACUCAGGAGGGGAAUAACAUCAUUGUCCAAUCCUCCUUUGGCCUCACUGUCCUCUAUGACACUUCUUCCUUUGUCCGUGUGUCUGUGCCUAGCAACUACCAGGGACACAUGUGUGGCCUGGGAGGCAACUUCAAUGGAGACAAAAGGGAUGAUUUCAUGCUGCCCAAUGGAGUACUCACUGAAAACAUGGAAGAGUUUGGAGCCUCUUGGAAGGUCCCUGUGGAUGGUGCCAUUUGUUCUGAUGGCUGUGGGGAGAGAUGCCCAACUUGUACGGAAACCAAGGCUGAACCAUACAAAGCCGAUAGAUCCUGUGGAAUGAUCCUGUCCAAAUCAGGCCCAUUCAAAGACUGUCACUCCUUAGUGAGCCCGGCUGAGUAUUAUGCACACUGCCUCAAUGCUAUGUGUGCAACUGAUGGGACACAAGAAUCUCUCUGUCAGAGUCUUCAGGCCUACGUGACUGCAUGCCAAGCAUCUGGAGCCAGGAUUGGAGCUUGGAGAACAACCUCUUUCUGCCCUCUCACUUGCCCAGCUAACAGCCACUACGGGACCUGCACCAGAGCUUGUGAUUUCACUUGUGCCAGUCUAUCCACUCCAAUUCAGUGCACAAAGAACUGCUUUGAAGGCUGCCAAUGUGACGAAGGCUAUGUGUUUGAUGGACCCACGUGUGUGCCAAUGGACAGAUGUGGUUGUAUACGGGAUGGAAUCUAUCACAAGAUCAGAGAGAGCUUUCGCUUAAACAAUUGCACAGAAAUAUGUACCUGCAGGUCCUCAGGCCAACUUGUCUGCUUCAAAAGCAGUUGUCCUGCUGGGACGACCUGCCAGCUCAGGGACAGUGUGCCAAUCUGUGUGGAGAAGUUCAGGGAAUGCGUACUCACCCCACAAGCCCAGCUCAUUUCUUUUGAUGGUGUCUUGGGUCACUACAUCACCAGCGGCAUGUAUGAAAUGGCCUCUGUUUGCGAUGAAGAUGCCUUGACCUGGUUCAGAGUGUUUGUGAGCAUCAACAAGAAUCAUGCUGGUGUGUCAGCUGGAAAAAAUGUCAACAUUUACUUCCCAAAUGGAAUCAUCUUGGUUAAAAACAAUGAACACAUAUGGAUAAAUGGGCGCCAGGUAACACUGCCUUUCAAGAAAACCUGUGACGGAAGUUCUGUAUCUCUGAAGAGAGACAUGGCUGGAGUCCAUUUUGACCUGGACUCUCGGGUGCAGAUUCACCUCUCUCCUGAUGGAACGGUGACUGUGAAAGUCCAGGAGGACCUCAGAGGGAAGCUUUGUGCCACAUGUGGAAACUUCAAUGGAGACAAAUCCGAUGAUCUGAAGCUGCCCAACGGCACUGCUGCAAAGAGUUUUAGUGAAGUCCUCAAUGCCUGGAAGGCUCCAGCCUAGCAACAUUGGUUAAAACAUUCAAUGGACAGCUUUUUGACAUUUAUAGCUCUCCCAGUUCCAUCUGGACUUAGUAUGGAAGAACUAUAGGCGAUGGCUGGGCAGAAGUCUGUGGGAGAGUCAUCAUUCAUUUCAGAUAUUAAGAAGACCUAUCUCAUUUCAGGUCUUAAGCUUUGUCAGUGCCUAUGAAUAUUUGGAAUGAUCUCCAAAUCUUAACCAUCAAGUGACCAUCAAACUUAACCAUCAAGUGACCUACUUGGAAUCAACCUUCAUUCAAAGAUGGAGCAAGGACCUACUUUGCUGCAUUUGAAGCUAACUAGCUGAAAGACCAAAUGGGAGAGAAAUUAAUAUUAUUCAAAGUUUUUGCUUAAAAACAUAUAAAGGAAUCCUGAAGGACUUGAGACUAACUACAAUAAAGGAUUUUUUUAGCAAAAAUUUUAAUCAGAUGAUGAAGUGGAGUAGAUUUAUAAUAGAUUUUUUCCUUUUAAGUUAGUCUCAAAUGUCCUAUGGAAUGCCUUUACAUUUAAAACAUGGGUAGAAGAAAUAAGAUGUAAAUUGUUAUAAAAACUAUAUAUUAUGAAAUUGUUUGCAAAACUGUGUAUCGCCAGAAAAACAGUAUACGUAUAUAAAUUGCAUGACAUUCGUACAAAACUGUGUACAGAUUUUUAUACAAACUUUUAAAAAUAUCAAAAUGAAGUGUCCUUAACAAUAAAAGAAUGGGGAGACAUUCUAUUUUUUAAAAGUUUUUUAUUAAUUGAUUAAUUGGGUUGUUGUAUGUCUUUCGGGCUGUGUGGCCAUGUUCCAGAAGCAUUCUCUUCUGACAUUUCACCCACAUCUAUGGCAGGCAUCCUCAGAGGUUGUGAGGUAUGGAUAACAUGGCCACACAGCCCGAAAGACAUACAACAACCCUGUGAUCCCGGCCAUGAAAGCCUUCGACAACAAAUUGAUUAAUUAUUAACACAAGUAGAGUAAUACAAAUCCAAUAAUUAAAUUCUGCUUUAUAUUUUCA
Anolis carolinensis (green anole) is the source of this 17680-nucleotide messenger RNA. Its product is annotated as IgGFc-binding protein. The transcript has 34 exons. NCBI's taxonomy places the organism in Eukaryota, Metazoa, Chordata, Lepidosauria, Squamata, Anolidae. Gene Ontology annotation, molecular function: protein binding. The record is from RefSeq and is a predicted model, not a curated record. The coding region runs from base 124 to 16674 and encodes 5516 amino acids.